Molecule: messenger RNA, 1386 nt
Organism: Jaminaea rosea
Lineage: Eukaryota; Fungi; Basidiomycota; Exobasidiomycetes; Microstromatales
Product: NAD(P)-binding protein
Exons: 2
Coding region: 1-1386 (461 amino acids)
Molecular function (GO): oxidoreductase activity, acting on the CH-CH group of donors, NAD or NADP as acceptor
Source: RefSeq, a predicted model, not a curated record
AUGCCAGCCGCUACCACCUCGUCGCUCGUUCUGCGGGAGCGCCCAGCUCGGGGCUCGCUGGACGUCUCGCAAUGCUUCGAGCGGGUCGACAGCCCCUCAGACUCAUCAAAGCGCCUGCCACCUGGUCAUGUCGCUGGAAAGGUCCGUUAUAUUGGCAUCGAGCCAGCGCAGCGCAAUUGGCUUGAGUCUUCGAGUCGAAGCUACCUGCCUGGUGUCAAGCUCGGCGAGGUCAUGAGGAGUCGCGGCGUGGGUGUGGUUACGGAGAGCACUUGCCCAGAGUUGGUGCCGGGGGACCUCGUGGAGGGAUUGCUAGGAUGGCAAACGCAUUUCAGGCUGCCUGCCAAGGAGGUUCGGAAGCGUAGCCUGCUGCAAGGCGAUCACGACGAGCGCCACUUGAUCGGCUUGCUGAGCUCGACGGGCAUGGCGGCUUACGUGGGUACGUGCGUGCUCCUCCAGCUGGGAGAACGGGACGUCGUGCUCGUCACAGGAGCUGGCGGGGGUGUUGGAAGCUUGGCGGUACAGAUGGCUGCGGCUCGGGGGGCAAAGGUGAUUGCAACUACCACAAAAGCGGGAAAGAAGCGGCACAUCGCGGGCGCCGCUCACGUCAUCGAUUGGAGCAGUGACGAGGCGAGGGCAGGAAUGCAGGCCACCUUCCGCAGCUUCGGUGGGCUUAGCGCAGUAGUGGACAAUGUUGGGGGUGAGGUCCUGGAUGAAGCUCUCCUCGGACUGCGACCCAAGGCUAGGGUGAUACUUUGCGGCUCGUCAAGUACGUACGGUGGCCAUCCCACUCCGCUCAAGAACCUCUUUCGCGUCCUUGAGACCUCGGCCAGUCUGCAAGGCUUCAAUGUCGACGACUACGAGGAGCACUUCUCGAAGGCAGAGCAUCAGAUGUCGGAGUGGCUGAGCAGAGGACAGCUCAAGGUCAGCUACGAUGUCAGAAAGGGGCUCAACAGCUGUCCGGAGGCGCUGACCAGGUUGCUGCAGAGGCAGACGAAUGGAAAGGCGAUCGUGUCGCUCGUUGACGAGCAGGAGGCGGAGGGGCUACAGUGGCAGGACGACACAAUUGAGGCGCAGGGGCGGAGCAUCUGCUUGCAAUGCUGCGCCCCAAGUGGAAAGGCAGAACGCACGAUCCUCUUCGUCUGCGGUACAGGCUUUCCCAAAGAGCUCUGGAAGCCCGUGGCGCAACGUGUGCAGGCCGGCGCAAGCAGCACAAAGUUUAUCGUCUUCGACAUGAGCUUGCAGGGGUACAGCGGGCUGCUGAACGAGGGCCUCGACUUGCCAUUCUCUGUCGACCUCUUCGCUCGGGACAUUGCUGCGGUACUGCAACACCUGGACAACACUCACGCGAUCGUCGUAGCGCAUUCGAUCGGCGGCGCAGCUGCGUGA